Miscanthus lutarioriparius is the source of this 1098-nucleotide messenger RNA. NCBI's taxonomy places the organism in Eukaryota, Viridiplantae, Streptophyta, Magnoliopsida, Poales, Poaceae. The record is from the annotation of a GenBank genome assembly.
AUGCUGCUCAGGAGGGUGGCGGCGGACGACGGCUCCGGCGCCGGCGCGGGCGUGGGCGCAGGGAGGCCGCGGCUCUUCGCCGUGCCCAGGCUGCUGGUCGGUCUCGGCGGGGCGCCCAGGUGCGGCGCCGCGCCGGAUUGCGACUCGCCGACGGCGGCGCGCAGCCCGACGUCGCCGCUCGACCUCAGGGCGCCCUUCGCCGCGCUCGGCGGCUCGUUGCUCCGCUCGCCGCGCUCGCCCGGGACCAGGAGCUGGGACUCGCACCGCCUCGGCCUCGGCGGCCUCGUCGACGACGACGCCCUCGCCGAACCCGCCGCGGCCUCCAACAACCGCCUGUUCGGGCCCCAGGCGCGGCAGCCGUUCAAGCUGCCGCAACGCCUCGCCAAGCCCCUCACCACCACCCAGCCGAGAGACUGCGCCCACGCGUCCCCGGAGCUGGGGAAUGUGGGGACCGCCGCCGCCGCCGCCGCCAGCUGCAAGCCGGUGCCGUGCAGCCGGUCCUACGGGGAUGUGAAGUCUGGUCCAGAGGUCACCGUGGCCGGCGGCGCUCCGCCCGGCGCGAGCAGCCACCAUGCCGAUCUUGGCAAGUUCCCCGCGCCGGGCUCCCUGCCGGCGUCCAUCGGCGCCCCGCGCCGGUACGUCGGGUCCGUGUCCGCGACGGAGGCGGAGCAGUCGGAGGACUACACCUGCAUCAUCGCGCACGGUCCGAACCCGAAGACCACUCGCAUCUUUGGGGACUGCAUCUUGGAGCCCUGCACUCUUGGUGAUGGCGUGGACGCCAUGGAAGUCAAGGAAGGAGCAGAGUCCUACUGGCUGGUCAAGUGCUUCGAUGACGGCGAGCCUGGCGAGGAGUUCUUGAGCUCCUGCGUCUCUUGCAAGAAGAAGCUGGAUGGCAGUGACUCCUGCAUUUAUCGUGGUGAGAAGGCAUUCUGCAGUAGGAACUGCAGGAAUCAGGAAGGCCUUACUGAAGAGGAAGAGAACAUCACAACAGCUGUGUCCUCCCUUAGCUUGGCUGGCCCAUCAUCUUCCUUCAACGAUGACAUAUUCAUCGCUGAGCUGGUUGUGCUGGCUGCCCCAGUUGACGUCCACUACCCCUGA